Arabidopsis arenosa is the source of this 2272-nucleotide messenger RNA. The record is from the annotation of a GenBank genome assembly. NCBI's taxonomy places the organism in Eukaryota, Viridiplantae, Streptophyta, Magnoliopsida, Brassicales, Brassicaceae.
UUCUUCUCUUUCUCUUCGCCUUCUUCCUCUCCGUCUGCGAGAAACCCUAGUUCCAUUCCUCUCCGUCUUCUUCCUUCGAUCUUCUCUUCCUCUUCGUCUUCUUCGAAACCCAUACAAACCCAUUCUUCUCCUUCAUCUGUUCAUCUCGAAACCCUAGAUUACAGCUUCUCAGUCUUCGAUUUCUUCUCCAAACCCUAGCUUUCAUCUUCUCAGUCUUCGAUCUACACUUCUCAGUCUUCGAUCUACUAUUCCCUCAUUCACACGAUGCCUACUCGUGGCCGCAAGAGGAAAAUCACACCUAAUCUAUCACAGAGACCCGGAGCCACCACGGCUGGUCAACGACCUAGCACUCUACCACCGCAAUACAAUUUCACGCCGACGGUUCAAGCUCCUCAACCGCUGCAGACGCCUGAAGAACCAGUACCCGUGUUGCCGGUACAGUCAACGACUGCCCAUGUCCGUCAAUAUCCUCCUCCACAACAACUCUUCCAGAACUCCACUAAUCAACGUCCUCGCGUAGAGGCAAACAAUUCAGAAGAAGUCCAGUUCAAUCCACAGAACAUGGCCAAUCCUCAGCAGGACGCUCCAAUUUCUCCUGUCCAACAGUCUCCGGCUCAGAGUCAUCCAUCGUUCCAGGAUGAAAAUGCUCCGGUGCCUGAAAUUACUGAGGAUAACCUGCGUGCUCUCAAUGCCCUGCUUCUGGUCCCAGACCGGGAUAAGUUCACCACUGUCCUCUCUCCCACACCCGUACCAGAGACGACAUGGUUUGAUCGCGACAAAGGAUCAAAACUGGUUCGUAAGAUUACUAAGGUGAUUAAGAACAAAUUCGAUGCUCCCUACUACAGCUGGACCUGUGUGCCUCGGGACAAACAAGAGAGAUACUUCCUCGAGUUCGCGAAAACCCACACCUGGGAUCCCUUGAUAACAGGGACUGUGCAACAACAUUUCGAGGAAAUCUGUCAACGGAGAAUGAAGGACAUGGUCAGCAAUGCGAGGACAGGUUUAGAGCGACCUGAGUGGAUUGGAACCACUGUCUGGAAAACAAUGACUGAUUACUGGGACACUGAAGAAGCAAAGGCAAGGAGUCAGACCUAUUCAAAUGUCCGUAUGUCUGACCGUAACGGUCUCGGGCCUCACAUCCACUUCUCAGGUCCAAAGUCGUUUCAACAAGUAAAAGAUGAAUUGGAGGAGGAAUUGGGAAGACCGGUCAGUCUUGGUGAGAAUGUUCAAGAGAAGUUGUCUGAGCUCGAGGCUGAGGCUGCGGGUGAUACUUCUGCUGUUUCUGAUGGUGCUUCACGACUACGGGAGCUAACAACUGAAGAAUAUACAGCCAUCUUCCUUAAGUCUACUGAUAGGGAUUCAAGAGGAAAUUUUUAUGGAGUUGGAAACCUCAAAGACUGUCUGGUCAAUGGCAAGCGCAAGCAACCCGAUUCAGCUUCUUCUUUUGUGUCUCUUCAAGAACUAUUGAAAGAAGCUCAACGCAAGAUAGAAGAUCAGGCAGCGCGUGAGGCUGAGCAAUCUCGGGCUGUGGCUGAGCAGAAGGACAGGCUCGAGCAGUUGUCUCUGGUGGAGAAGUAUCUACGUCAAACAGAUCCGCACUUCCUCGACUUCAUGGCAAACUCAAGAAAUAGUCAUUCUAAGGAGAUAAGGUGGUUGGCAUUUGGACCAAGAAAUGUUGCUUUAGCACAUAAAGGAUUUAUCGUUAAUGGGCAACGGUUUCAUACAGAUGCGGUUAAGCGGAAGACACAAAACAGUGGCGUAACUUAUGAAGCAUUUAGCAUGUGUAGAUCAAGUGCUCGAGAUAUGAGACAAGUCGCUGAUAUGCUUACAUAUUAUGGAGUGAUAAAGGAGGUUUUACUUAUGGACUAUCACAUGUUCAAAGUGACGCUGUUUAGAUGCAAUUGGGCCAACACAGGGAAUGGUGUGAAGGAGGAAGAUGGUUUCACUCUUGUUAACCUUCAUAUGAACCAAACAGCUUAUUUGAAAGAUCCAUUCAUUCUACCUUCUCAAGCAAAACAGGUUUUCUAUUCUAGGGAAGAUGAUAAUUCAAAUUGGUAUGUUGUUAUGAGAGCACCACCUAGAGGCUAUCAUGAGUUGGAAACAGAAGAGGAUUUAGGUGGUGCACCUUUGCCUGUCCAAGAAGUCGAUGAUUUGGAUGAUGAAGCUUUUGAUGAUGAUAGUGUUUAUGUUAGGGAUGAUUGUGAAGGCUUGUUAGUGGUAGAUUGAUAGGUAUGUUUGUGGUUUUUGUAAACAAUGAAAUUUGAAAUGGUUU